Toxotes jaculatrix (banded archerfish) is the source of this 5402-nucleotide messenger RNA. RefSeq names its product arginyl aminopeptidase like 1 (gene rnpepl1). Lineage: Eukaryota; Metazoa; Chordata; Actinopteri; Toxotidae. Gene Ontology annotation, biological process: proteolysis. Gene Ontology annotation, molecular function: zinc ion binding; metalloaminopeptidase activity. The coding region runs from base 394 to 2553 and encodes 719 amino acids. The transcript is spliced from 12 exons. The record is from RefSeq and is a predicted model, not a curated record.
UUGGUCCGGAGCAGAUCCUCCUCUGUCCUUCUCUGUUUCCUCCGGUGCAUUGUGUGUCUUUCUCUGAUAAAAACUCUCCUGUCUUUGUCUCCUCCUGUGUCCCUUCAACACGGACACACAGACCACCCCCGGCUAACAUUAAACCCACCGGGAGGAUCUGGACUCAGUGACCGGGAAAGAGAGCAGGAAGCCGGCCUGAAUUCACAGGAGGAGCCGGUGUUUGUGUUGAUCUUCUGCUCCGGGUCCCGAUGGAUUUUACUUAAACUGCUUGUCCUUUAAAACCCCUAAUAAUGUGCUCUCUGCUGCUAAUGCUAAUUGGACUGACUGCUAAUUAGCCGGCUCUGCUAACCAGCUAGUCCAGGUCUAAGUGGUGCUUAGUCCCGGGUUUAGCUCAUGAUGGCAGAGCUUCACCAGACUCCCACCUCGCUAUGCUGCUGCCGUAAAUCCCUACCGGCCUCUGGGGCCCGGUGUGUUGGGGACUCCAGCCGGCCCUCAGCAAGUCCGGGUCCUGGGUCUCCACGAUGCCCCCUGGUGGACGUGGCCUCAGUGUCAAACUUCAGGUGCUUCCAGCUGCGACACUUCCACCUGGACCUGCGGCUGAACUUUGCAAUGAAGGAGAUGAGCGGCUGGCUGGUUCUGGAUCUGAUCCCGGUUCAGCCGGAGGUCCACACCCUGGUGCUGGACUCCCACCCUUCUCUGUUAAUCCACUCGAUAGACUGUAAGGUCCCUGGGGCCGGACAGGGGGAGCCUGUCUCCCUCACAUACCGGGUUGAUCCGUUCACAGAUUAUGGAUCAUCGCUCAACAUCAGCCUGCCGACAGCUGCUGUGAAACCGGGCCGACUGAUCCAGAUCACAGUCCGCUACACCACCACAGACGGACCGGCGAUCUGGUGGCUGGACUCUGAGCUGACCUGUGGUCAGUCUCGUCCCCUGGUCUUCACUCAGGGACACUCGGUGUGUAACCGCUCCUUCUUCCCCUGCUUCGACACACCUGUCGUCAAGAGCACCUACACCGCCACUGUCAGGGUCCCCGACAGCGUGACGGUUCUGAUGAGCGCGUCUCGGAGUUCCUACUCCAAACAGGACCGGGUCUUCCAGUUCUCCAUGGAGUAUCCUGUCCCAUCCUACCUGGUGGCGCUGGUGGCUGGAGAUCUGCAGCACGUCGACGUCGGCCCGAGGAGUCGUGUGUGGGCGGAGCCAUGUCUGUUGUCCUGCGCGGUGAAGAAGCUCGGGGGCAGCGUGGAGCGCUGGCUGGGCGUGGCUGAGGAGCUGUUUGGGCCUUACCUGUGGGGCAGGUGUGACAUCGUAUUCCUUCCCCCUUCCUUCCCCAUCGUUGCCAUGGAGAACCCCUGUCUCACCUUCAUUAUCGCCUCCAUCCUGGAGAGCAGCGAGUUCCUGCUGAUCGACGUCAUCCAUGAGAUCGCCCACGGCUGGUUCGGAAACGCCGUCACCAACGCCACCUGGGAGGAGAUGUGGCUGAGCGAAGGGCUGGCAACGUACGCUCAGAGGAGGAUCACUACUGAGGCCUAUGGUGAGGCGUUCACCUGUCUGGAAACUGUCGUGCGAUUGGACGCCCUCCACAGACAGCUGCGUCUCCUGGGAGACAACAACCCUGUGAGCAAACUGCAGGUUAAGUUUGAGCCCGGUGUGAACCCCAGCACUCUGAUGAAUCUGUUCACCUACGAGAAAGGUUUCUGUUUUGUGUCGUACCUGUCUCAGCUCUGUGGAGACGUCCGGCGCUUCGACUGUUUCCUCAGGGAUUACAUCUCACAGUUUAAGUUUAAAAGCGUGGUGGCUCAGGACCUCAUCGACUACUUCCUGGGUUAUUUCCCCGAGCUGCAGGGCGCUGCUGUCGCUCAGAGAGAAGGUCUGGAGUUUGAGCGCUGGCUGAGCGGCUGCGGACCCCCGCUUUAUGAACCGGAUCUGUCAGCUGGGGGCGCUCUCAUCCAGCCGGUCCAGGAUCUGUGUGAUCUGUGGAGGAGCAGCGACUCCCCGGACCUGCAGACCCUGACCACCUUUGACCUCUCAGGCUGGAGCACCUUUCAGAUAGUCCUGUUCCUGGACCGGAUGCUGGACCACUCGCCGCUGCCACAUGAUGUGAUGGUCAGUCUCUCUGGUUGUUACUCGUCUCUGUUUGAUGGUCUAAAUGCUGAGGUUCAGAUCCGUUGGCUUCAGAUGGUGGUGAGGAACACGUUCUACCCCGACCUGCCCCGGGUCCGAGCCUUCCUGCACAAACACACAUCUAGGAUGUACACGGUGCCGCUGUACGAAGACCUGGUUGCCGGGGUGAUGAAGUGCGUUGCCGUGGAGAUUUUCUAUCAGACUCAGCGACGCCUACAUCCAAACCUGAGACGGACGUUACAGCAGAUCCUGUUCCAGACCAGUACCGCCCAGACCAAUCAGAACAGCCCGGCUCUGUCCAUCAUACCCUCCUCCCCCUCCACGCCCCCCUCCACGCAGUCGCUACAGUCUGCUGCCACAGCAACCGCCUCCGCUGCUGCCGCCGGGACGACUGCCAACAUCGCUCUGAGGGACGUCAACGUGUCAGCGUGAAGCCCAUAUAUAAUAUCAUGUGAUGGAGGAUUCAGGCUGUGAUUGGUCGGUUGGUCUCAUAGUGACAAUAUGUUGUCAUUGUCAGAUGGCUGAUGUAAGCUGUUACCGUGGCAGCAGCAGCAGCUGACUGAGGGCUACAGAAGGUGUGACGUCACGACAGGAAGUUCACUCUAGAGAUUCUUUAAGUCCGGGUCGUAGGAGGAAGUCAGUUCUGAAGAUGGCGGGGGUCAGAGGUCACACCUCACAUCUGGUGCUCAUAUGUCAUCAUAUGUCUGUUUUUUAAGCUCAAAUCACGUUUUCCUUGUUCCUGAGGGUUUGCAGACUCACACGUGUGUCCUGAACCAACCUCUGGCUGGGGGCCCUGAGAUGGGUCCUCUGUUUGGACAGAUUGUUGUUACUCUUGGUGCAAUUUAACAGAUAACUUGAAAUGAGACAGACUUCUGUUACCCGCUUCAGUCUCAGUAGAAUCUGUUGCUGUGGUUUCAGUUUGACUCAGCAGGCCUCAUUGGUGGAUUCACUCUCAGCAGCAGCAGUUUAUCUGUUCAUCACUGGAGCUCUGGGUCCAGCUGUGGUGACCUGUGGAGAGGUCAGGUGGAGGAAGCCCAGCCUUCCGCAGCCUGCUGCCGUUAGUAAUGUUGGUAAUGUUGAUCACAGAGCAGUGGCGUGUGAGGCGUUCAGGCCUCAGGUCUGCGGCGUGACGCCAAAAUCCAAACGAUCAGCAACUGCGUCAGAAAAUAUCUGCUGCUUUGAUAAAGAAGCCUGUGGACAGAAAAACUCCCAAGGUGCAUUUCACUGACAAACAUCCAAUCACAUGGCUUCACAUUGGGAAACAUUGGAGCUGAAAACUGCAGCACUUUCUCCACUUCGCUUUUAAUUGGGACCAAACUGCGUCAGUCUGCCAUGGAAACAUCCUCGUAAUUAACCACUGUUCAUUUUUAGGAAAUUAGCCGGAAAAUUUCCAGGAAAUUAGCUGGAAAAAUAAAGUGCUUCCACAACUUUCCCAUGAACCCGGAUAGAAAGAGCAGUUUCAUGAGAGCCGAGCAAACUCCAUCUGAGUAAGGGGCUGUUUUAUUUUGUCAGGACAAAAAUGUUGAAGACCAUGAAGAGACAGAAAACCUCACUCCACCAGUUCACCUCUUCACCAGUUCACCAGUUUGUUCCUUUAAUAAUGUGACGUCACUUAGAGCCUUUUGACUUCGGGCGGUUUACAAAGUGCUAAAACAAAUUUCUGCCUCUCAUUCGCCCUUAUUGCCUCUCACACACACACUUGUCUUACUGUCUUUGGGAGGACACUCAUUGACAUAAAGUAUUGCCUAGCCCCUUUCCCUAAUCUUAACCUAAAUCUGAUCCUAACCCUAAAACCAGGUCUGAACCCUUUAAAGUUUUGUGGAUCAUCUAAAAUGUGUCUCCACAACGAUGGUUUCAAAACAAAUGUUUUCACACACACGCUGAUGGAGCUUCGAUGCAGAGCAGAGACACCACCUGAGACGCAGCCGUCCACAAAAGUAACGGCUUUAACCCUUCUGUAUACUCCUGAGGGAGAAUUGCCACCCUUCACUGAACCCCUAAAACAAAGCAGCUUAAUUGAAUUUUAAAUCCCAAUUCGAUUUUGCAUGAUGAAACAACCUGUUAUUCAUCAGUUCAAAUUUAGUUUUCUCUUACACAGUGCAGAAAGACCUCAUCUAAAUAUGAACAAAGGCAGUGUUUCACUUUUUCUAAUGUUGGGGUCACUUUAGGAAAAGCCAUAAAAUUUCACGUUGGAAAAAGAUAAUUUAGGGGGUUUUCUCUGCUGUUUGCCCCUUAGGACAACAGAAGGGUUAAUAAUCGAACAUGUAGCUGAAACUAACACGUGACCCUUCAGGAGGAGGUGGAUCUUAAACUCUGCCUCCACCCGACCUGCAGACCAGGACUCAGAGCCCCGCGUUCAGACUCGGAUCCGUCAGCCUGAAUGUUAACUUGGACAUUUUUUGGGGAGGUGGAGUCGGUGUGUGAUAGGACUUGGCAGGAAAAAUAAAAACCAGCAGACUUCACCUGAGUGGCCUUAAUGUUGCCUUCACUGCAGCUGGGAACUGAGAUGUUUCUGUAGGAGUCUGACCCUGUUUAUUGUUCAUCCUUUUAAUGAUAAUUCUGACUGUUUGUACCUGAAAUCACCAGCAAUAAAAACACAGACUUUUAACUGUAGUUCACUGAUUCUGAAUAUUGAGAGAACACAGCAAAAGGAAAAAGAAAGAUGAGCAGAAACUGGAGUCAGAGUGACGGUUUAAAGGUUUAAAUCCAGUCACCUGCCUUCACUUCAGACUCAACGUUAAAGAUGAGAAAUGAAACAAAACUGAAGGAAAUUCAGGGGGAAUUUAACUGUGGCUGAGCUUUUUUCUUUUUAUCAAACGGCUCUGAUCCAGACUGACUGCAGCUGUGAUCAUUAGAGCCCGAUCGGUGCUGGACUACUUUGAGGCUGAUACUGAUAACAUCUGACAGGUCAAAAAGCAACUUUAUUUUUAAGUUUAGGGAACAAAAAUAGAGUUGAAGCAGAAACAUACUGAAUAUCUGCAGCUUCAGCCCAAAAACAUCCAGAUCAGAUUUAAAAUCUGUGUGACUGAGUCAUGGACGGAGUCUGUCACUGUCCUCUGUUUCGUUCUGAAACGUCCCACUGUUCCCAGCUGACCCUGAACGCCUCCUCAGAUUUAUAAUGAACCUGUGAUCAAAAAUAAACACUUGAAUCUACAAAAUGUGUUUGUCCUGGCAGUCUGUGAUUCCAGGGUUGAUGUGAGUCAGACACAAACACACAAAGUAGGUCAAAAUGUUUUCAGACAAUUCAAAAGUCACUGAAUAUGUUAAUCCUUAAAUUUGUG